AUGAGAGGCAUUGCUGGCAGCCGAGUACGAUUGGCCUAUGAACUUCACAAGGAGAGCGGACACAAUAAGCCAACGCGUCAAGCCGACCGUGCGCCUCCGAUCCUGUUCCUUCAUGGAUUCUUGGGCUCCAAGCGGGAGAACCGCCAAGUGAGCAAAAAGCUCGCCAGAGAUCUGUCGCGAGAUGUUUACGCGUUGGAUCUAAGAAACCACGGCGAUUCCGACCAUCAUCCCAGCCAUGAUUACUCGGAGAUGGCAUCAGACGUUGAGUCUUUCAUGAAUCAGCACAAGCUCGGACCGGCCACGUUAAUAGGCCAUUCCAUGGGCGCAAAGGCUGCAUUAACCCUCGCACUUCAUUCGCCAAGUCAAGUCGCCCAUGUCAUCGCGGUCGACAAUGCGCCCAUCAAGCAACCCGUGGGACCCGAGUUCUCAAGAUACCUUGAGAGUAUGGCCGAAGUUGAACGGAAAAGCGUCCAAACCCACGCCGACGCCGAUGAGAUUUUCCGACACCGCAAACUGGAAGCACCGAUACGUCUCUGGCUGUUGAGUAAUUUCGUUCAGGAAAAGAACUCGCGGGCCCUCAAGUCACGCGUUCCUCUGGACAUCUUACAGCAGGCCAUUGAACCUUUGGGUGACUUCCCGUACUGCCCCGGAACCACAAAAUACCAAGGACCGUCUCUCUUCCUUCGAGCUCUCCAGAGUCAAUUCAUUCCACAGAACGCGUUGCCUCAGAUCUUGGAAUUGUUUCCUCGAUCGGAGGUUGUCAAUCUGGAUUGCGGGCAUUGGAUUGUACAGGAGAGGCCUCAGGAGUUUCAGAAAGCACUGAUUCCACGCGGCGCCCUCGACACGCCGCUGGCUCAUCAGGGGUCUACAGUACCUGCAGAACACGACAAGAAGCGUGACUGA
Messenger RNA from Penicillium oxalicum, 903 nucleotides. RefSeq names its product putative alpha/beta hydrolase. The record is from RefSeq and is a predicted model, not a curated record. Lineage: Eukaryota; Fungi; Ascomycota; Eurotiomycetes; Eurotiales; Aspergillaceae. The transcript has 6 exons. The coding region runs from base 1 to 903 and encodes 300 amino acids. Gene Ontology annotation, cellular component: mitochondrion.